CUCAGAACUCCACCUGUCCUCAGAGCUCCACCUGUCCUGCCGCUGUGAUGCCGCCUCCCUCCAGCAGGGGUCGCUGUCUUCUCUCACCGCUCCGCUCUCGUCUCUGCGCUUCGCUCUCGUCGUCGACGCGGAACUCGGAGUGUUUACCUCCCCGCUGGCUCUCUUUGUUCUGGAGCCUCCGAGUGCGGAGAAGCCGCAGAAUGUGCGCCGUGCGGCUGCUGCGGGUGUCGGUCCAUGAGCGGAUCAGCGCCGCCGCCGAAGACUUUCUGCUGCAGCUGGAAAAAGGAGAAGAAGCGGCGGAGCUCCCGGCGCUGAGAGCGCUGCUCACCGAGCGGCUAACGGCGGCUGCGGAGGAGAUCGUCGGUCUGUUGGAGGAAACCGUGGCGGAGUACGAAGACCGAGUGGAGCGGUCGGAGCGGGAGAUCUGCCGCCAGAGGAGGCUGCUCGAUGCCGUGCUGAAGCCCGAAGUCCGGCUGCACCGAGCAGGUCAGUCCCCGGUAGCUGCCGCCGGAGACAGCCGAGCGGAGCCGAGCGCAGUCACACCGGGAGACACUGAGGUGACAGGUAGAGAGGGGCGGAGCUACCAACACCUGGACUCAGAGUCUCUGCAGUCGGUGAGUGACCCGAACCUCCAUCCUCCGCUUGACCCUGCAGACCUGAUCGACCAGGACGUCAGCGAUGUGUCCGUGCCGCCCUCGCCAUCUUACCAGCCACCGGUGUCCGGCAGCAGCGACGGAGACCCGGACAGCGACUGGGCCGAACAGAACCGGGCGCUCGGCUCUCAGAGGAGGAAGAAGAGAGGGCGGCCGCCGCUCGCCACCAACAAACGGAAACGUUCGAGUCCUGCUCAGCUGUUCAGCUGCUACGUGUGUGGCCGCUCUCUGCAGGGAAAAGGCUUCCUGCUCAAACACGUGCUGCACGCCUGCGCCAACAACCCGGACUACCGCUGCGGCUACUGCGGCGAUUGUUUGGACUCGGAGAACAACCUGAGAGCUCACAUUCAGGAACACCAGCUGAACAGCAAGACAUGCUCAUUCUGCGGGAAAACCUUCCACUCCAUUCUGGCACAAGAGCUGCACGUGCGGCUGCACACCGGCGAGAAGCCACACAGCUGCCACGUCUGUGGCAAGAAGUUCAGCCAGAAGGGCAACCUGACAUCGCACCUGCGUGUGCACGCCGCCGAGAAGCCCUUCAAAUGCAAAGAAUGCAGCCGAGCCUUCUGUCACAUGACCUCGCUGGAGCGCCACAUGGAGGAGCACAGUGGUGCAGCGGUGCAUUCGUGUAGUGUCUGCGGUCAGGAAUUCAGCAAGCGUCACAGCCUGCGGCGGCACAUCGUGACUCAUCGGAAGGACGUCAUCCCCAAAUCGAAGAGGUACCGCGGCCCGGCGCCAUCGUACUGCUGUAAGGUUUGCGGUGUCGCCUUUGACAGGAAGAGCUUCCUGGUGAAACACGUGGAGACACACCUGCAGGACGCUGAGCGCUGCUGCGGACUUUGCGGACACCAGUAUGAAUCAGCCGACAGCCUUGCUGUGCACCUGCGCUCCCACCGUGACACUGGCAGUACCUGCGACACGUGUGGAAAGUGCUUUCCGGGUCACUCAGCGCUGCUGAUGCACCUGCGGAUCCACACAGGUGAGAAACCCUACACCUGCAGCUACUGUGGGAAGGCUUUCAACCAGAGCGGCAACCUGAAAACACACCUGAAGAUUCACACCGGUGAGCGGGCUUUCUCCUGCAGCCUCUGUGGGAAAGGCUUCACACAGAAACAGACGCUCGACACACACGUCCGCUUUCACAACAAGGAGCGACGUUACCUGUGCCAGGUGUGCGGGAAAGGCUUCAUGCAGGACGUGGACCUGAAGAGACACAUGCUUAUCCACACUGGUGAGAAACCAUAUGGCUGCCGCGUCUGCGGGAAAAGCUUUCAGGCGCGACGCUCGCUCAACGGGCACCUGAAGGUUCACGCCGCCGGAGCAGUCGGCGCUGCUGCAGAGGACGAGGUGGAGCCGGUGGAUGGAUUCUACUCAGGAUUCAUCCAGUUGGGGCAGCCUCCAGCCUCCUCCGGCUCACUGGCAGCUCUUUCACCCGGACAGACCGAGUCCGGCCGGGCUGUUUUCCUUCCUCCUGGUCCGCGGACGGAGAUCUGUACCGGAAUGUCGGAGGCAGAAGGUUCGUCGCGCUGCGGGCUCCGGGCCCUGGCGGAUUCGGUGUCGGAGCAGCUGUCCCGGGUCGGGGAGGAGGUGUUGUCCCUGCUGGAGAAGCGCAGCGGCGGCUCCGGCUGCCCCGGAGCUCCGCUCCGGCUGCUGCAGCUGCUGCGACGGCUGCUCAGCGAGCGGUUGGCGGCGGCGGCGCAGCGGAUCGUGGAGCUGCUGGAGCGGGAGGUGGAGGAGUACCGGCGGCAGCUGGAGCGGCAGGGCCGGCUACUGGAGGCGGUGCUGAGCCCAGUGGUCCGACUGACCCGGACAGACUCGUCUCCUCUCAGGACAACCGCUGCUGUUGGUGACCUGCCAACAGACUCCACCCACCUGUCCAUGGCCCCGCUAAGCUCCACCUCCUCUGAAGUCUCUUCUGCCGAGAGCGACGCUGACUGGAGGGCUGGUGACAUGUCCGACAGUAAAAUGACAGACAGGACGGGUGGAGGACGGCGCUUUAGCCAACAACAGGCGACACCAUUGGACCGGCCAGAGAGCCAGCAUUGCUUCAUCUGCGGGAAGACGUUCCGCCUCAGAGGGAAUCUGCUGAAACACGUGGAGACGCACUCAGACGACCCACAGCAUCUUUGUGGAGUCUGUGGACAACAUGUAGAGUCCUUGGACGAUUUAUCGGACCACCUCAGGUCUCACAGAGAAACCAGCGGCGGCACCUGCAACGUCUGCGGAAAGAAGUUUCAGAACAUGGAGACGCACAUGCGCAGUCACACUGGCAUCAAACCGUUCAGCUGCGACGUCUGUGGCAAACGUUUCCCUCGACCGGGAGCUCUGCGGCGCCACAAGAAGAUCCACAGCAGGGCGGAGCCACUGCACCUGAGGACAGAUGGAGGACAGACGGAGGAGGAUGACAGCAGCGAGGACGGCCAGUUGGAGACACUGCAGCCACGUAGAGAUGGAGGACAUGUGUCCGGCCAGCCGGCGGCCACGCUCUGCUGCAGAGUCUGCGGUGAUUCCUUCCACAGCCGCGGCUUCCUGAGGAAACAUGCUGAGACGCACUGCAGGGAUGCCGCCAGCGUCUGCGGCGUCUGCAGCAAGCAGUUCGACUCACCUGACGAUCUGCUGACUCACCUGCAGUCUCACAGAGAGACUGGCGGCACCUGUAGCAUCUGCGGGAAGAAGUUUCAGAACAUGGAGACGCACAUGCGCAGUCACACUGGUGUCAAACCAUACUGCUGUGGCAUCUGUGCCAAACGCUUCCCCCGACCUGGAGCACUCAGGCGCCACAAGAAGAUUCAUAGUGGUGAGCGGCCACAUGUCUGCCAGUACUGUGGCAAGACCUUCAUCGAGAGCAGCGCCCUGAAAAUGCACAGUCGCAGUCACUCGUGGGAGGUCCAGGACGGUGACAACCUCAUGCCUGCAGCAGAUGCUCAGAGCCUGGUGUCCGAGGCAGAGGACAGCAGGAUACCGGCUCUGGCACUGUCCUGUUGUAAAGUCUGCGGCGAAGCAUUUCAGAGUAACGGUGGUCUGAGGAAACACGCAAAGAGCCACUCAGCCGAGUCUGUCUGUGGUAUCUGCGGUGAAAACCUGCAGCCGUCACAAAUGCUGACGGACCAUCUGCAGACCCACCGAGAUGCUGGGAAGAUCUGCCACAUCUGCGGCAAAACCUACCAGAACAUUGAAACCCACAUGCGCAGCCACACUGGCGUCAAACCGUACCGAUGUGUCAUCUGUGGGAAGAGCUUCCCGCGGCCUGGUGCGCUGCGGCGCCACAAGAGGAUCCACAGUGGUGAGCGACCGUACAUCUGCGAGUUCUGUGGGAAGACAUUCAUUGAUAAUGGCGCUCUGAUGACGCACAUCAGGAACCACACCGGAGACAAACCUGCAAACCGUGUGUCCUGUGACACCUGUGGCAAGAGCCUAGCCUCGGUCCACGUCCUUGAGGUACACAAGAGGAUUCACACUGGCGAAAAGCCCUUCCAGUGUCGCGUCUGUGGAAAAGCCUUCAGGCAGGUAGGAGGGCUGAAUGCUCACAUGCUGACACAUACCGGUGAGAAGCCGUUUGGCUGCAGUGUCUGUGGCAAGAGCUUCAGUACCAAAGGUUACCUGGAGACACACUUACGCUUCCACCGCAAGGAGCGCCCUUUCAGCUGCCCGCUGUGCUGGAAGGCCUUUGUCACUAAGAACGACCUGAAGAAACACCUGCUGACGCACAGUGGUGAGAAACCGUACGGCUGUCGCAUCUGCGGGAAGAGCUACCAGGAGAAACGCUCCCGAGACGUCCACAUGAAGGUCCACCUGGACAUCUGCAGUAACAAGGAGCCAAUCAGAGGGCAGGACACCGUGCAGACGGACUUUAUCCAGCUGUAGAGCCACAGUGUGUAAAACCAGCUUUUACUGGUUCUACAAAUUGGUGAUCAGAAACUAGUUGACUGGACACUAAACAGAUUCGGACAGAGUGACCAAAUAAAUCCAAAUACAAUCAAAA
Messenger RNA from Stegastes partitus (bicolor damselfish), 4635 nucleotides. RefSeq lists its product as uncharacterized. Lineage: Eukaryota; Metazoa; Chordata; Actinopteri; Pomacentridae. The coding region runs from base 48 to 4517 and encodes 1489 amino acids. Gene Ontology annotation, biological process: regulation of gene expression. The record is from RefSeq and is a predicted model, not a curated record. The transcript has 4 exons. Gene Ontology annotation, cellular component: nucleus.